Molecule: messenger RNA, 1457 nt
Organism: Aspergillus pseudonomiae
Lineage: Eukaryota; Fungi; Ascomycota; Eurotiomycetes; Eurotiales; Aspergillaceae
Product: cytochrome P450
Exons: 3
Coding region: 1-1452 (483 amino acids)
Molecular function (GO): iron ion binding; heme binding; oxidoreductase activity, acting on paired donors, with incorporation or reduction of molecular oxygen
Source: RefSeq, a predicted model, not a curated record
AUGGAGUGGCAGAUAUAUGUGGGCAUUGCGUUUACACUGUGGAUCGUCCAGGUUCUCUAUAUAGCUGUGUCGUCUCCUCUGAGGCGCGUUCCCGGUCCAUUGUACACAUCUCUGACCAGGUUACCUCUGAAGUUCGCAAGUCUCACUGGGAAUCGCAUUUAUUUUGUGCACGAAUUGCAUCGGAAAUAUGGCCCAAUUGUCCGCGUUGCCCCGGACGAGGUUGACAUAUCUUCACUUGCCGAAUUCAGGGAAAUUCAUCGCGCCGGAACUCCAUUUUUGAAGUCAAAAUGGUACGAAAAGUUUGUUCCUUCGAAAAGAUCCGGAGUCUUUACAAUGAGAGACCCUAAAGAACAUGCUGUGCGGAGAAAACUGUUUGCACGUCCAUUUUCGAAAUCAGAGCUGCGCCGAACCUGGGAGCCAGCUGUCAAAGAGAAAGUCCAAUUGGCAGUCUCUCAGAUCCGGUUGGAGUUAAAGACAGACGGGAAAUCUGACUUGCUCAAAUGGUGGACGUUCCUUGCCACCGAUGUGAGCGGUCAUUUGAUGUUCGGCGAGUCAUUUGACAUGCUUCGGGUUGGGAAAAAAAACCAAUAUAUCCAUGUGUUGGAGUCCACCAUGAUGGGCUCUGGAAUCGGGGCGGAGCUUCCGUUACUGGCGUGGCUCGGUCGUCACAUUCCUCGUUCAUCGUUUCGGAACAUGUUCCGAGCAACCGACUACCUUUUCCAGUACGGACAGCGGGCGAUAACAAAUAGCCGGACGACUAGUAAUUCCAGUCGUAACAUCUUUGCAGGCAUGUUGCAUGAGUCAGAGAAGGGCGACGGCAUUAUUACCGAUGAAGAGGUGGUGUUGGAGGCUGGGAAUCUCAUCGUGGCCGGCUCAGAUACUACCGCAAUCACUCUGACAUACCUCGUCUGGGCAGUACUCUCGCAGCCGAACCUGCAACGCGAGCUAGAGGAAGAAGUCAAUAGUCUUAGCGCCGAUUUCAAUGACGCUGCGUUGGAGGAGUUACCGCUGCUUAAUGCAGUCAUCAUGGAAGCAUUGAGGCUAUACGGGGCAGCCCCGGGGGCGUUGCCUCGAGAGACACCUGAGGGUGGAGCGACGUUCUGUGGCUACUUCAUCCCUCAAGGAAUGACUGUGAGCACCCAGGCCUAUUCAAUCCACCGGGACGGGGAUGUUUAUCCAGAUCCCGAAAGGUUUGAUGUCAGCCGCUGGCUCGCACCGGAGACGAGCGCUUCUGAACUUGCCAAGAAGGCCUUUUCGCCGUUUGGAGCUGGGGGUAGAAUCUGUCUGGGAAUCCAUUUGGCUUGGAUGGAACUGCGAUUGGCGACGGCUCAAUUCUUCCGAGAGUGUCGAGGGGUCAGAUUGGCGCCAAGCGCGACAUGGGAGAACAUGCGGCCCGUGAAUUACUUUUUAAUUUCACCGAGAGGGCAUCAGUGCGAGAUUCAGUGGAACUAACUGGG